AUGACGACAACGACGACGACGCGCGCGGCAGCUUUGAUGAGCACCACUCGCGCCUGUUUGUUCCUUCGCAAGUCUUCUUCGAAAACAACGACGAGAACGAGUGGAAAAUGCACAUCGCUCUUAAAGGGGAGGACUAAUCUUCCAUUUCAACGAGGAGGAGGAGGACAACGACGACGCGGGAGUGCGCGAGGAGGAGUGCGCGGGAGUGCGUCGUCGUCAGCUGCGACGACCGCUGAUGUUGUUCGUAAUAAUAAUACUAACAAUAACAACAGAGUGAACAUUCAACCAUCGUCAGAUGCGAGGAAAAUCCACCUCCCGACGUUUGUCGCCUUGUUAGUGGACGUCGCUGAGGACGGGUGCGAUAUCAUUCGAGAGGUGACAUCGAGAGGCGAUUUGGCGGUUAAAGACAAAGGCGGGAGCGAAACGUUGGAUAAAAAGUACAUCAUGGACGCGCAAACGGAAGCGGACAGACAGGUGGAGAUUAUGGCGUUGAGACGAAUUACGACGUUCGCGGGCGGGAGGUUGCGCGUCGUCGGCGAGGAAUCGUACGAAAACGCGUUAGAAGGCGAGGCGGAGUGCGACGACUCGACGUGUUUUGCCUCGUUCGAUGAGGAAGAGGAGAUGAUGAGGAAAGAAGAAGGGAACCAUUACGUAGAUAAAGAUAUCUUAAAAGAAGUUUUGGAGGCGAAAUGGCCGCCGGCGAUUGCGUCCGGGGAGAUUGACAUUUCCAGAGUGAACGUGUACGUAGAUCCUUUAGACGGAACGAACGAAUACGCGAACGGGGAAAGACCGGCAGUGACGGUCUUACUUGGUGUCGCCGUAGAUGGUGUCCCAGUAGCUGGGAUUAUCGGGCAACCGUUUUUUGGUUGGAACGCGAACGUUAACGAUUCGAAACAUUUAGAAAAUUUGGGCAGAGUCGUCUGGGGCGGCCCCGGCGCCGGGUGUAAAGGUCUUCGAGUGGACGAGACGCAAAAAAAACUCGUAAUGCCUCCAACAGGGCCGCACGUUGUUUGCUUGAACAGAAACAUACGCGACGAGCGCCAAGCACCGGUCAUGGAACAAACAAAAUCGGAAGUCGCCGUCUUAGUUUCCGCGACUGGGUACCACUAUUUGUGUUUGCUGGAAGGCAGAGCGCACUCGGCGAUGCUGUUACGGAAAGCGAGUAAAAAAUGGGACACGUGCGCCGGAGAGGCGCUGUUAAGAUCCGUCGGCGGUGCAGUCACCGAUACCGUUGGUCGACGAUAUAAUUACGAUUGCGACAUGCCGGGCGUCCCGAACGUCUGCGGCAUGGCGGCGUCGAUCGAUAUCGAUUUACACUUGGAGCUCACGCACUCGAUCAUCCAGAAAGAAAUCGAAAAGUUGGAAAGUUUGUACCCUUACGACGUGGAGUGUUCGUCGAUUAAACAACCGAUUUUAAAAGAAGCGUACAGAAAGAAUGUCGCGUUUAAAGCCUUAUCAGUGGAUGCCGGUGGUGUUCUCGUCACGCCGGCCAGAGCGGUCCACGACGUCUACGCCGAUCACGCCAAAACGUACGGCUUUUCCGACGUCACGCCCGAAUCUGCCAAGAAAGCGUUUAAAAGCGUCUUUUCCACGCCUCUGAGCGAAAACGAAUUGCGGUACGUCGGCGACGGACGCGAAUCGUUUUGGAAAAAAUGCGUCUUUGCCGCACUAAACGUCGACGCGUCUAACGAAGACUCUUUAAAACGAGGCAACGAGUGUCUCGACGCGCUCAUGAAAUUUUACGAACAACCCGAAAAUUGGGCCGUCGCCCCAGGUGCCAUCGAUGCCUUCCGUCGCUUGCGCUCGCGAGGCAUCAAAGUCGUCGUCACCAGCAACUGGGACGACCGCUUACCGAACAUCUUAGAAAAAUUAAACAUCAUCGACGAAGUCGACGCGGUCUACUGCUCCGCCGUCGGCGGUUUCGAGAAACCUCACCCGAACGCGUUCAAACGCUCCUUAGCCGCCAUCGAUAUCACCGACAAAAAUGACUUCAAAAGCGUCGUACACGUCGGCGAUUCCGACGUCAACGACAUCUUCGGCGCCCAAAACGUCGGCAUCGGUUACGCUAUCAAAUGGGGCGGCGACCGAGAGAACGCUCGCGUAACCCCGGCGUUUGAUUUCCAAGAGUUGGCGGAUGAAAUGAUUGCCAGCGCGUACGCUUUUGCAGACGAUUCGAAGACCACUCGGCGGUACUUUUUUUAA
This is a messenger RNA of Bathycoccus prasinos, 2202 nucleotides long. RefSeq lists its product with no specific name. Gene Ontology annotation, molecular function: inositol-1,4-bisphosphate 1-phosphatase activity. NCBI's taxonomy places the organism in Eukaryota, Viridiplantae, Chlorophyta, Mamiellophyceae, Mamiellales, Bathycoccaceae. The record is from RefSeq and is a predicted model, not a curated record. The transcript has a single exon. Gene Ontology annotation, biological process: phosphatidylinositol phosphate biosynthetic process. Bases 1 to 2202 code for a protein of 733 amino acids.